Messenger RNA from Capsaspora owczarzaki ATCC 30864, 8667 nucleotides. RefSeq lists its product as hypothetical. The transcript has a single exon. Gene Ontology annotation, biological process: mRNA cis splicing, via spliceosome. The record is from RefSeq and is a predicted model, not a curated record. The coding region runs from base 1 to 8568 and encodes 2855 amino acids. Gene Ontology annotation, molecular function: protein binding. NCBI's taxonomy places the organism in Eukaryota, Filasterea, Ministeriida, Capsasporidae. Gene Ontology annotation, cellular component: spliceosomal complex.
AUGUUGUCGGCGGCUGCAGUCGCUGCUUCUGCUGCGGCUGGACGGCGAUCUUUGUCGCUGGCCGUUGCCGCUGCAGCUGCUGGAUUGCCCUGUCGCCAGGCACACUCGGACGCCACGCCACCUGCAUUCGCCUCAUCAUCAUCAUCAUCGUCAUCAGCAGCAGCCCCAGCAGCCCAAGCAGCCCCACCGGCGGCCAAGCGAUCGUCGGCUGCGCUGGCGGCAUUGGCGAGAUCUCGUCAAUCCCGCUCCUCUGCAGCCCCAUCGCCAUCAUCGUACACUUCGAGCAUGGUGAGCACGUCGCCAUCAUCGUCAGCGCCCCUGUCUGAAGCAGCGUCGAGCAAUGCUGCUGAUGCUGCUGCGGCUGAAGCGCCAUCACCACAGGGCUUCACUCGCUCUCAAGAGACUGCUGCUCAAGAGACUGCUGCUCAAGAGACUGCUGCUCAAGAGACUGCUGCUCAAGAGACUGUUGAUCAAGAGACUGCUGAUCAAGAUGCUGAUCAAGAUGCUGACCAAGACACCGAGAUGCAAGAUCAACCCGCAACGAGGAAAACCUCGAGCGCGCCACCACCACAGUCGUCCCUUCAGGGUUACGGCGGAAUGACCUACAUGGCCAUCCGGCAGCUCAGGGUUGCUCAUGCGACACGACUCCGAUCAAUCAUGUUGCAGCUACUGGACCUGGCUGCACAAGAAGGCCCGCGAUCGGACCUCCCGUUGUCCACUCGCUCGAGAUUCGCGGUCAAAUCAUCGCCGCCAGCCGCGUUGCCGACUCCACACCGCUUGUCGCGUCCGCUGCCGUUGGAAGAGCGGCAUCCAGUCAUUGUAUCGCCCAAAACAGGUCUUUCGUAUCUCUUCGCGCGUCUUCACGGGCAAGGGGUGCAGACGCGGACAGAGUUGGCUACGACGCCUGCAGCGGCGGCAAAGGCAUCUGAGGCUCUACUCGAACGCUUGGCUUCCACCAGUCGGCUGUCGCAUGCGGAGGUCCAGGAUUUGCUUGGCGAACUUCUUCAGGCCGACACGGUCCUCUCCAACCGUGCCCUGUGCGUCAUUUUCGCUGCGUUGCUGCGUGCAAAUGCAUCAGAACGCUCCCGCUCGUCGUGGCCUUUCGACCUGGCUCGAGCCUUGCUGUCUGCAGCAACAGCGAUACCGAUGGAGCUACAGGAGAUUCACUUGCUCGCUUUCAGCUUGCUCUGGCUCGACAAUCGACAAAGCGGCAUGUAUGUCGAAGAUUGUACCCCUGUUAGCACCUAUCGGUUGCUUCACGAGUUCAGUCUUGAGCCAACAGAGACUGGCUUCUUCCGAAUCAUGCCUCUCCUCUCGUUGACAUUGGACGAGUUCCAGACAAUCCACCGACUGUGGCUGAGGAAGAUUGCAGAAAAGAAACUUGCGCCGUCUUCGAUGGUCCCUUUUGCUGCUGGCCUUGCGAGCAGUGCACAGGCCUUGGACGAAAAAUCGCGGCGACUCUUUGGUCGUCGCUUGCAGCGGCAGGUGGCGGUUGAGACGCUUCGCCUGGGCUUUGUGCAGUUCAUCGCCCGCGCUACACAGAGCAAUCGCAUCUUUGCUGAAAAUCCGGCUGCAGCGUCCGAGUAUGCAGCCUGGAUUAUGCGCGGGCUUGCUUACUUUAGCGGCUACAAUGAAGUCGAACUGAUGCUUGCCCGAUUCGAGAAUCUGGGCCUGCCAGUCCGGUGUGUCGACAAGGCCAUUCAGCUUCAAGCCAUCACCCAACACCAGUUCACCUCUGACAUCACGCUUGAUCGAGUUCGGGCGCUGCAUGACGAGCUGCUUGCCAAACUGUCGCUGGCGAAACCUCAGGACAUUGGCGCAUUUCCCCAGCUGAAGGCACUCUUUCCAGAGCUGGCGCUCACAGCCACUUCCAACACGGUUGCAGACAACGAAGAUGACGAUGCAGAGGUCUCUUUUGAAGAGUAUCAGCACACGCUCUCUCCCGCCGCCGAUCCGCUGUCCAGCUUCCAGCGUGAACAGAUCGAGUUGGACGCACGACUGAGCCUUGCGCACUCGCUCUUUGCUCACAACCAUUUCGAGGAAGCCGCCGCUAUGCUCAACUCGACGCUGCGCACUGCGCCAGUCGCUCUGCUGCCGUUUGCAUUUGACCGAGUCUGGCAGAUAGCACUCUUGCUGAACAGAACAGAGGUGACUGUGGUGGCCACGCAGGUCAUUUUGCAAUCGGCCGAUAAGGUCUCCCCAACCUCUCCCGAUUAUCAGCGCUUCCUCUCUUUGCUUGGCAGCCUAUUCUCGCACGCUGAUUGCCAAAAGGUUCUCGAAGCGCUCCUGCAUGAAACGAAAGAGGCCAGCCUCAAUAACGGGCUUGACGCUGCGAUGCCCGAACUUGCCCCGUCCGCGCGCAUGAUGCUUCUUCGAUCGCUCUUCCCACCGCCGACCUCAUCGAGUGCUGCUAUUCGGCAGUCACGGGCGCACGCUCAACUUGCGCUUCGAUUUGCGCGCCGUGCUGAGCUGCUGCCCUCGCGAUCUGCCCUCGAAUCUUUCAUGGGCCGGUUGAUUGAGCUUCGCACGCCCGACGCAUUGGCUGCCGUGGUACAAGUCCUUAAGCAGCACGGUGUCAAAGGAUCAACCAUUCUCUUGUCGAUCGCGCAAGCAGCAUUGGCUGACGGCGACGCUGUCACCGCCUUUGGUGCGUUUUGCAUUCAUGCCUUGCACGCCAAGCAGCCCGUGAAUGUCGCCGGGCUUCGGGAGUGCGUGGAGAUCUUUGCCCAGCGCGGCCACAUUGCUGGCGCACGGGCCAUUGUCGGCUUGGUGCGCUCGCUUCUUCCAGGCACCGCUGGACCAGGUCAAGCAGCGCCCACUCCUGGUGUCGUUCGACGGAGUUCCUUGGAGGAGAACGAGCUUCGGCAGUUGCUUUCCGUUGCCUAUACGGGUGUGGUGCGCGCAUGCGAGGUUGCGGCCGAUCCCGCCAGCGCGAUCGCAUUGGUUGAAGAAAUGAGCACGGGCUUUAUUACGCCAUCCUUGCAAAUGUUCCAGCGUUUGAUGGAGCUGCUUUGUCGGCAUAAUCAGACGACGUUGGCCAUGACCCUUGUCAACGCAAUGGCGAGCUACCAGCUCGCUCCGCGGUCUGCCCACUUCCGUCCAUUGCUGCAAUCCCUGGCCGGCGCGGGGCUCACCAAAGUCGACGAGCUGACCGAUUUGCUCAUGGUCAUGGAAAAGAUGCGUGUGGGCGUCGACACAGCCACCGCCUCCCUGAUUCUCGGCACCCGAGUUGACCUGAGCGAACCUUUGGUGCCGCCUUCCGACGUGCUGACUGCCCUGGGCACAAAUUCUCCCUUGAAGGUCACUGCAAGUCUUCUGGGUCCGAUCAUUGCGUCUGAAACUGCUGCCAUCUCCGAGACGGCUACGGAUGUGGCAGAGACGGCGUCUCAGGCGGCCGACACCAGCAGUACGACCGCCACCACCACCACCACCACCUCCUCCUCCUCCACCACACCAAUAACAGCAACAACCACACCCUCGACCAGUAGUGGCACGGCAUCUGCGCCUCCACCCGACUUCCAGACCGUGCUUGCUGCCAUGCCCGGAAUGACCCAUACAGAAAUACAGCGCUCUCUCUACGCCAUGCGCGCCACGAUGAACACGGCGCGGUUUAACGACAUCUUUGAGCACUUGCUGCUGACUUAUCCUCAGCCAGAUUUUGCACGUGCUCAACUCGUAUUUACGAUCAUGAUGCAGCAGCCGUCGACAGCUCCGUUGGAUGGGGAUGUCAUGACCACGCUGACGCUCGGCAUCGCCAAGGCGUCAAUCCUGGACGCCUUUGAUUGGGUGGAUGCUGCGACACUGGCUGGCGUGCCGCCGGACAGUGUGACGUUUACUCAUCUCUUGCGUAGUCUUCACCGAGGCCGCAGAAUCACCCGGACGACGCUCAACUGGCCGCAUCCACCGCCGAGCCCGAAAUUGGCCAAGCAGCAAAGCUCCUUGAUUUCAACGUCCCUUCGAAAUGUCACUACGAGCUCCAAUCCCAGCCGGUUUGAGCUCGCCCGCGCCUUGUUCCGCGCUCAAGCAUCCCGAGCGGAUGUUGUGGCACGUGUCCAAAACUUUGAAGCGCUCGAGGACGUGAUGCUCCUCUUUCCGUUGGCCGAUUCGCUCACCCUCCUUUCGGACACCUUCAGCAUUGCAGACCGCAUUGGCGCCGACCGUCUGGUCUCCAGCCUGAUCUCGCGCCACGUGCAACCCACGCUUCUCAGCCUAGCGGCGUCCCAUCAGGUCUGGAAGACGCUGGCGGCCUGGAUUGCGCAGCACGCGCGGCUGUAUUAUACCACUCUGCGAAACGCCGCAAACCAAGUGUGCCAGGCUCUGGCUGAUGCCGGCGAUGCUGAAACGCUUCUCCAGUUGCACGUCGCCAUUUCCGUUGUCAUCCCAUCCUUCCCUUCCAUCCUUGCAACGUCUUUGGCCGCUUCCAAUGGCGAUACAAGAGAGCUUUUCAAUCUGCGGCGCGCGUGGCACCGAUGGUUUCUCCAAGCACUACUCGUUGACGAACCCACCAUGUCGCUUUCGCGCUUGUUUGAGCGGUACAAAUCGCUGGGCCUCGGCUUUCACCCGAAUGACUUGUCGUUGGCCAUCCAGUAUUCGAUGCUGGACCUCAAGCCGCUCUUUGCGUACAUAUCACACCCACCCCACAUCAUCCAGCCGACCUAUCUGGCCGAUCUGAUCAAGCCCCAGCGCCUUCACCAUCCGGCCUCCGAUCGCGCAUCUCCGCAGCCGCCGCUUGGCCCGGUGGCGGACGAGUUUGAUACACUCGAUACGCUGCAGCAGAAGAUUGUCUUCAAAAGCGCCAUCCGCACGCAGUUCAGCGCGCUGAACCGCACGCAACGACGCGAUUUGGUCAAGGCGGCACUCUAUGAACGCUUGAUUGAGUAUUCCGUGCUGCAACUCACCAAGGCUGUUGGCGGCCAGAUGUCCGUUUCGGUCAACCACGGCCUGCUUGUCAACGCGCUCCUCGUCAACGUCGCGCGGAAUCCCCGCUGUCCGCCGUACCUGGUUGACGUCCUUGCCGAUCCCAAGGAGACCACCACAACCUCUGUCGAUUCACUCGCUGCCUUGCUUGAGUACCACACCCUGCGAGGGCGUCCAGUCAAGGUCCAGACGCUUCUGGAAUUGGCCGCCAGCCGCAACCAACGGAUGCCGUCUGGUCGAUCGCUUGCGCGCCUGUUGACCUGUCUGACCAUUCAGCGCGACUACAUGUCGGCUUUCGCUCUCCUCAAAUUGGUGCAAACUCAAAGCACAAUGACUCCGACUGACAUGGUCCAAGCUGUGGUGUCGAUCGUCGGCAACGAAAAGCUGCGUGCCCGAUUGAACCCGGCUGGCGAUCGAGAGGACGGAGGGUCGGCGCCUCACAAACCAGGAGAAGUCCCGGUCGGCUUACUGCCAGCGGACCAUGUCCCGUUCUUCGAUCAUCGUAAUCGGGCGCACUUGUCGCUCUCCCUACUGACAGAUCUGAUUUCAAGUGGCCUGUUUCGUCCCCGCCUUGCGUUUUUGAGCGCCUUUCCGCUUGCAUUCCGCUUGCCUGACGUCAUUCCCCAGCGCGCCAACCUGGAACAGUCUUCUGGCUGGCAUGCUCCAGCCAGUGCUUCUGCGCCAGCAAACGGUGCAACCGCCCCUCCUGGCGCCGAUGACUUGGGUCGGCUCAUGGGCGACAUUCAGCACGUGUUGCCUCCCAAAGCUCGUGCUCAAGCGCUGGCUGUGAUGAUGCUGCUGCUAGCUGGAUCCGAGCAGCGUGCGGGACGCCUUGAGGUUGCCGGGCGGCUGAGCGCCCAUCCCCACAUUGCCAUCUUUGAGCACGCAAAGCCGGAAGUCAAGCAGGGCCUGUCCGCUCUUGUGGGCAGCGCCCUCGACGCGGCGGCAUUCCUGUUGAUGGAUCGCUACUCGUCACACGAGUGGCCCACAAAGCUCGUGGAUGCCCUUCGUGUGGCGCCAUCCUUGACUUCCGCUGCGACACCACUGGAGCCCGAACCGCGGCUCUCCAGCAUGUUCCAGGCGCUUGAACAGUGGCUCGACCUUGCUGACGCCUCGUCGUUCCGCCUGAACUCGUACACGUCCAUUUUCUUGCUCACCCACGCGCUGGCCGCCGGUCGCACCGCGUUGGCUGUCUCGCUGGUCACCAGGCUGACGGCCAUCACAUCCGACCGUCACGCAGAGGUCCGAUUCACCUCGCGUGUUGCUCGCUCUGUCGAACACCAGCUGCACCACAAUCGCGAGCACUGGCGUGAUGUGGCGAUUGCAGUCCAAGAUGCCCUUGUGAGGCAAGGGCAAUCGGAGGCAGCGUCGCAUUUCACGGUUGCCGUCGAGCAAAUUGGCGUGGUCGUCGGGCGCAUUCCCGUCACCAGUCUUGGUUCGGCUCAGCUUCAGUGGGAAGUGCCUCAAACAACUCCAGCAUCCUCGCCACUCACACCACACGCAGCGAAAGCUGCUGUUCACACAAACGCCGGCCUUUCCGGGCUUGAUGCCCUUCUUGCAGAAAUUCAAGCCUCCCCCACUUGGUCGAUGCACUGGUCUGCCGUUGUUGAAGAUGCUGCGGUGCGUGCGGAAUUCAUGGCAAACGUUGCCAAGUUGGAUGAUGCACUGCUUCCCGCCUUGGACGAGAGCAACCCCAGCGGUCCCGAGGCGCUCGCAAAGAUUGCCCGCUUCCUCUCGGAGCAGUCCAAACGCGACGCUGGCGAGCUUGCUUGGAUUCGGCAGUUCUCUGUGCCCACUACCACAGCUUCCGCCCCUCGUCAGCUGGCUUCAGCGGAUCUCGUCACCGUAUUCCGCACCCUUGAUGGACUUCCAACGCCGCGCGGAGACGCGAUUCGCGCCUUGGUGAGCGCGGCACACGUGCGCUUGUACCAGCGCCCGUUGCCGCGUGACCCGCUUCUGCUAACGCGCUUCCUGUUGCUGGAGGGCAAGGUCAGCGCAGCCCUCGAUCAGUUCCUCGUCGUGCUGAGCCCAAGCACGCUCGGACAACACCUAAGCUCGUCGAGUGGCACACGACUGUUGCGCGAAGUGUAUCCGCAGCACUCUGCCCUCAUUGCCCUUCUGCUUCAGACGUCCGAAGCCGAGCUCCACUCUUGCCGGCAAUCUGUUUUGCAGCUGCUCAUGAUGACGAGUAACGGCCGGCAGCUCAUUCCCGUGUUGGAUGCGUCGCUCGCAGCGAUUGCACCGAGCUCGGCGUACCCGGAGGCGCUUUGGUCGACGCUCACUCUGAGGCCGGAACACAUGGGCAUCAUUCCCCGUGUCGCGGUGGCGUUUGAGCUUGUGGACACUGCGCUGCGCUACUUUAUCAAAUUUGUGCCCAGCAUGUCGCUGGCUCAGAAGCCUGACUUGGCCAUCCUCUGUGCUGUCUUGAACAAGGCAGCAUCUGCUGGACGAAUUGCCAACAGCAGCCCAACCCCAAAUCCAGGCGCUCUGCGCACGACACGCAACAAUGGUUGCAAUGCUGUCAUUGGAGCGCUGCUCUGGUUCUGCAAGCACCACGCUGCACACGUGCAACGCGUCCUCCCGAAACAAGCAUCGGCCGAGUUGCUCUCUCAGUGGCUGCGUGGUCAUGGGCGUGCAUUCCGCUCGGCGCUCAUGGACGAGUUCCUGGCGUCUGCACCCCGCACUGGAGCCGCUGCAUCUGCCUCGUCUGAUUCUUCGGAUUCUUCGGAUUCCUCGGAUUCGUCCUCGAAUUCCUCGAAGUCUUCCUCGAAUUCCUCUUCUAAGGCGGCCACGCGCGAGGCACGGGGCCAAUUGUCUGUCGACAACACCCGUCCGUCCCUCGUUCCAGCGGUUGUGCCCGAAGAGCUGUGGGUCACUUUUUCGUCCUUUUUGAGCCAGGUGUCCUCAAACCGAGCGCUCGACGAUGCGUCAGAGCGUCUGCUUCAUUUCGUGUGGCUGUUGUCACCGCGGACGCUCUCGUCGAGCCGAGCGUACGCCAUGGCCUUGCAUUUUGCACGCUUGCGACAGGAUUGGACGGCGUUCGACGACGUUAUGAUGCAGCUGCACAACACCUCGUUGCUGCCUCAUGACAUUGAAGAAACGCGUACAAUGUUGCACACUGCGCGCGACGCCUUCAAGACGCUCGUGAUGGAGAUCCUGCACGGCCUGAGUCUUCGCUCGCCCAACCGCUGCGAGCACUUCCUCGAGUUCCUCCGCAGCAUUGGCAUUCCUCCGGGCUUCCGUGCACUUCACUUCCUGCUUGAUGCUUAUGCCGCCUUCCCCGCAGAACAGGUUGACAUUGAUCCAGUUCCCGUCGUUGACCUCGUCCCAGGCAGAAUUGCCGCGCUGAGCAAGGCUGCUGCUGAUGAGGCAGCCAAGCAGCCGACUCCAAGCCCUGCGGCUCCUGCCUCCUCGCUGCAGGCCAACGCUCGCCGUGUGGCUGAGGUUGUAGCCAUCAUCCAGAUUGCGCGCACAACUGAAGGCGGGUUUGUCUCCCCCGCCGCUCGCGCUCAAACAAGCGAGGCUGCUCGAUUGGCGGCACUUGCUGUUGGCGUGACUGUUCCUUGGACUGCUCCUGCCCAUGUUUCAACGCUCACUUCCACCGCUGCCUCUGGCAGCAACACCGCUGUCUCUGCCAACACCACCGCAUAACGCUUGGGUUCUGAUGAUGCGCUCAUUCACACACACAAAGAACAAGGCAGAUGUGUUUCGAUUCUGUUGUAUUCUCAAAUGUAGUUUUAUUUCCCGACA